AUGUCUGACGUUGAGGAAGUCCAAGUUGAGGAGCCUGUUGUCCAGCAGGAGCUCCAGUUGGUCGAGUUGGCCACCCCUAUCCCAGCUGAGGUCCAGGCUGCCCAGCAGGAGAUCAAGUUGUUCAACAAGUGGUCUUUCGAGGAGGUUGAGGUCAAGGACGUCUCUCUUGUUGACUACAUCCAGGUUAGAUCCCCAGUGUUCGUUUCCCACACUGCCGGCAGAUACGCCUCCAAGAGAUUCAGAAAGGCCCAGUGCCCAAUCAUUGAGAGAUUGACCAACGCCUUGAUGAUGAACGGUAGAAACAACGGUAAGAAGUUGAAGGCUGUCAGAAUCAUCAAGCACGCUUUGGAGAUCAUCAACGUGUUGACCGAGCAGAACCCUCUCCAGGUUGUUGUUGACGCCAUUGUCAACUCUGGUGCCAGAGAGGACUCCACCAGAAUCGGUUCUUCCGGUACCGUCAGAAGACAGGCUGUCGAUGUUUCUCCUUUGAGAAGAGUCAACACCGCCAUUGCUUUGUUGACCAUUGGUGCCAGAGAGGCUGCUUUCAGAAACAUCAAGUCCAUUGCCGAGUGUUUGGCUGAGGAGUUGAUCAACGCUGCCAAGGGUUCUUCUACUUCUUACGCUAUCAAGAAGAAGGACGAGUUGGAGAGAGUUGCCAAGUCCAACCGUUAA
Candidozyma pseudohaemuli is the source of this 672-nucleotide messenger RNA. RefSeq names its product 40S ribosomal protein uS7 (gene RPS5). The coding region runs from base 1 to 672 and encodes 223 amino acids. Lineage: Eukaryota; Fungi; Ascomycota; Pichiomycetes; Serinales; Metschnikowiaceae. Gene Ontology annotation, molecular function: structural constituent of ribosome; mRNA binding; rRNA binding. The transcript has a single exon. Gene Ontology annotation, cellular component: ribosome; cytosolic small ribosomal subunit. Gene Ontology annotation, biological process: translation; ribosomal small subunit assembly. The record is from RefSeq and is a predicted model, not a curated record.